Molecule: messenger RNA, 237 nt
Organism: Kwoniella mangroviensis CBS 8507
Lineage: Eukaryota; Fungi; Basidiomycota; Tremellomycetes; Tremellales; Cryptococcaceae
Exons: 1
Coding region: 1-237 (78 amino acids)
Source: RefSeq, a predicted model, not a curated record
AUGGAGCUACAGAAAGAGGCUAGAGGGAGUAAGAAGCAGGUACGUCAUCCUCACGGUCAUGUGUGGGAUCCAGAAUGGCGAGAUAAUCAUCCUGAAGAGGUGGCUGAAAGGCUGGAGAGAGAAAGGGAAGCAACAAGGACAAGGAAGCGUAAAACAGACGACAGACAAAUGAUAGAAGCUUUUACUUCCACAGGAUUGGAGGCCCUACAUAGGGCUAGGGCCUCACCAAGUAGCUAG